UGCAGCCCCGCCCUUGGUUCCGUCCCAGAAUGCUGAGCCCGGUUCUCUGUUCAGACCUCGCUGCCUUGGAGCCAGAGUACACUGAGGCGGAUGUCAUCUCUACGGUGGAGUUCAACCAGACUGGAGAGUUCCUGGCCACGGGUGAUAAGGGUGGGAGGGUUGUCAUCUUUCAGAGAGAACCACAGGGCGAAUAUAAUGUUUAUAGUACAUUUCAGAGUCAUGAGCCUGAGUUUGAUUACCUGAAAAGUUUGGAGAUUGAAGAGAAAAUCAAUAAGAUUCGCUGGCUGCCUCCACAUAAUCCCGCCCACUUCCUCCUCUCCACCAAUGAUAAGACCGUAAAGCUGUGGAAGGUGAGUGAGAGAGACAAGCGAGCAGAAGGCUAUAAUCUGCGAGAUGAGGAAGGCAGACUGAAGGACCUCUCAACAGUCACCACUCUACAGGUCCCUGUCCUGCGGCCGAUGGAUCUGCUGGUGGAGGCGACCCCACGCCGUGUUUUUGCUAACGCACAUGCAUAUCACAUCAACUCCAUCAGUGUUAACAGCGACUGCGAGACGUACCUGUCUGCUGAUGACCUGAGAAUUAACCUGUGGCAUCUCAGCAUCACGGACCGCAGCUUUAAUAUUGUAGAUUUAAAGCCGGAAAACAUGGAGGACCUCAGUGAGGUGAUCACAGUGGCAGAGUUUCACCCUCACCACUGCCACCUGCUGGCCUUCAGCAGCAGCACAGGAACCACACGCCUCUGUGACAUGAGAGCUCGCGCGCUCUGCGACCAGCAUGCCAAAUUGUAUGAAGAGGCAGUGGAUCCAGCCCGCCGCUCGUUCUUCUCAGAGAUUGUUUCCUCUGUGUCAGAUGUGAAGUUCAGUCACAGCGGCCGCUACCUGAUGACUAGAGAUUACCUCACUGCUAAAGUCUGGGACCUCAACAUGGAAAAUAAACCUGUGGAAACAUACCAGGUCCACGACUACUUGCGAACCAAACUGUGCUCUUUGUAUGAAAGCGAUUGUAUUUUUGACAAGUUUGAAUGUGCUUGGAAUGGAACAGACAGCGUGAUAAUGACGGGGGCUUACAACAACUACUUCCGAAUGUUUGACCGGGCGAGCCGGCGUGACGUGACUCUGGAGGCCAGUCGUGAGAUGUGUAAGCGGCGUGCCGUCCUGCAGCCGAGGCGCGUGUGUGUGGGGAAGAAACGGAAAGAGACGGACGUCAGCGUGGACAGUCUGGACUUCAGGAAGAAAAUCCUCCACACCGCCUGGCAUCCCAAAGAAAACAUCAUCGCCAUCGCCGCCAGCAACAACCUCUACAUUUUUCAGGACAGACUGACGGCCAACGGACAUCACAACACACCGGAAAUACAAAGUGCGCCUCCCAAAUGACAGACGCACCCAAAUCUGACUAUGUAAUGUCACACAGUCUUGUGGCACAAAAGACGUGCAAGAUCCAGUCCAUUCGAUUGCCCUUUAUUAUCACAUUUCCCAUCUGCAUUCAGUGUCACCAGUAUCAGAACAAUCUCAAAAACUAUCACGAACAUAUAUAACCCCAACAAUUGAAUAAUAGAAACUAUAACUGUGGUUUUGAAUGAAAAUGUAUCGCUCAGAUUCAGUGCUAUAGCAUGGCAUGCAGUAUGAACACUCGGGUUAGAUAAUGUUCAGCUACCCUGAAACAUACAGAUCGCACAUGCAUGUUUACAAAGCUGUUUGCUCAUCAUGAACAGGGCUUAUUUAACAAUGAUGAUUGUAAGCGAAUCAGAGCCUUUACAAUGCUUUACAACGCUCUGCACUGCUUGUAUAGAAUGUCGUGUCUGUUCUUUCUUCUCAGGCUUGAGUUUUCUUCGGUUUUCUUUGGUUUGACAAAACUGCUCAGGGACUCUCUAAGGCCUCUUCCUAUGUUCAAUGGCAAAACUCACCAAAACGAAAUCCAGAACAAGCAGAGGACAGGAUGCAGGAAUUAUGGAGGUCUGCUGAGAGACAUUGCUGGAAGGAAAACAGCAUGUGCAGGGAUCAGUUUCAAUGCUGAGUCAUCACCACCACCCCCACCUCAAUGUGUAAAGAGCAUUCCCAAUCCAACGCUUUUGAACACAUACUUACAGGCAUUUGCUAGCUAGUGCACUGGUUUUGGGUGAUUUUAUUUCAUGUGUUGACGAAACAGCUCAGCCAAAAAUGAAAAAGAAAUUCUCACCCUCA
This is a messenger RNA of Rhinichthys klamathensis goyatoka, 2180 nucleotides long. It is a transcript of the gene ppp2r2cb, whose product is annotated as protein phosphatase 2, regulatory subunit B, gamma b. Gene Ontology annotation, biological process: peptidyl-serine dephosphorylation. Gene Ontology annotation, molecular function: protein binding; protein phosphatase regulator activity. The transcript has 9 exons. Gene Ontology annotation, cellular component: protein phosphatase type 2A complex; cytosol. Bases 30 to 1373 code for a protein of 447 amino acids. The record is from RefSeq and is a predicted model, not a curated record. NCBI's taxonomy places the organism in Eukaryota, Metazoa, Chordata, Actinopteri, Cypriniformes, Leuciscidae.